This is a messenger RNA of Seriola aureovittata, 4004 nucleotides long. Its product is annotated as proline-rich protein 7. NCBI's taxonomy places the organism in Eukaryota, Metazoa, Chordata, Actinopteri, Carangiformes, Carangidae. The transcript is spliced from 3 exons. The coding region runs from base 2005 to 2931 and encodes 308 amino acids. The record is from RefSeq and is a predicted model, not a curated record.
CCAGACAGACAGUCAGACAGGCCGAGUGUCACGAAGCGCUCCUGCUGCUGCUCCAGUGAUGGGAGAGGAGGAGAGGGAGGGAGGGACUGAAAGAAGAAGAGAGAGAGAGAGAGAGGGAGAGAGGGAGAGAGGGAGGAGCCAGGCUGUCAAGGUGAACCGAUAAACCUCUCUUUUCAUUCUCCCUGACUUCCAAACCACGAAGCGCAGCUCCCGGCAGCACCGCGCGGGGAGAGGAGACGAUCUGCCCGGAGCCGCCGGCGGAGCGUCCGCGGACACAGACAGGGAGCGGAGGAAGCAGGAAAAGUGUCUUUAUCCCUCAUGUUUUCUUUUGGUUUUUUAAUAUAUCUUUUCUUUUUUUUUUUUUUUUUUCUUUUUCUUCUUGGACGUAAAGUUAAAUGGCACGGAGUGUGUGGAGUGCGUCAUCUGCGUCUAGAAACGGCUGAGGAAUUAAAGAGCAGCGUGAGGCCGAGGAGUCCCGCCGGGAUCUGAGAGGGAGGAAUUCGGCGUCCUGGCGGCGUAGACGGACCCCCGACUCCGACCCCCCGCGGCCCUAAAGGGACCAGCUGUUUGACUUCACGUGGAGGACCCGGUCCGACGAGGACUCACACAUCAUCUCUGGGGUUUUCGGCGCUUCUGAUUGGACGACGCCUCAGCUCAUGUGACCCACAGGCCUUUGCUCCUCCAAACUCCCAACUUACUCCUUUUUUUAUUAUUAUUUUUAUUUCCUCUUGUCUCCCGGACCAAAGUUCUGCCUCCAACGCCAGGUGACGAUGCCGGCACAGUUUUAUUUUCCAUCAGAAAAGAGGAAAAAGUUUCCCGCCUCUGUACCUUUAUCAGCCUUUAAAGGAAACUGAGCGGCUGGAUUAUUGAGGGGAGGUCCGGUUGGAGCCUUCUGGAGAAUUUAAGCGCUCAUUUCCUGCCGCUGAAGCUCCGGGGGACGGUGCAGAGUUCAUCUGCAGUCCUGAGGAAUAACAGUGUGUGUCCGUCAGUCUGUGAAACUGUGUGUUUCUAACAGGAGUCGAGACAUUUCCAUUUAAAUGAGAAGAACGGAGCUGAUUUUCUAAAACAUCAGGACGAAUGGACGAGGUUUUGAAAACAGAAAGGAAGUUAGUUUUUUAUAUUUUUAAAAUACCAGAUUUUUGACCUUUAAGUAACUUUGAAAUAUGAAGCUGAAACUAAAUUAAUGUCAACUUGAAAAACCACAAAGAUUUCCCUUUAACUUCUGUCAUGUAUUUUGGUGAAUCUGUUGCUGCAGCAAAUUAAGUUCCUCAUUUGGACAGAAAUCUUUUCUUUUUUACAUCUAAUCUCUGUUUAAAGUGUUAAAUUCAUUUAUGUGUAAACCAGGUGGACAGAGACUAACGAGCCACUGCUGCUGUUUCCAAGGCAAUGAACCGCUUCAUUACCUUUUGGCAUUCAUGAAAUUAAUUAUUAUUUAAUGAGUUUAAUGCACGUUUUAUAGAAGAUGUUGCUUUUUUUAUUGACUUCCAGAUCUUCACCAACACCACCAAGGCUGUAACUGCACAAUGUUCAGUAUUCAGACAUGUUUCCAGCUUCUACUGAAUAUUACUGGAUUUCUUUAACUCACCAACUGUCAGUGUGAGCUGUUUUUAAUUAUAUCAUCGUCGUUUUUUUCUUCAGGCGUCAGGAACCCUCUUCAUCGAGUCGUUUCAUCAAAAAAAACAUUUGAAUGUCUGUUUAAAUUUGUGAAGUGUCGAGUUUAAGAGCUGCCGUCUUGAAAGAAAAACCUGUCACCGAGCACGGUUAUUAUUUCAGAAUCACAGCUUCAGCUGAUUUAAAUUCAUCAGUAUUCAAGUGGAGUGACGGCUGUUCGUUCCCACCUCGGAUUAUUUUCACUGAAUGUAAUAAAUGUGCCUGAGUUUAGCUUUUUGACCCUGGAGAGACGAACCAUUAGUCUCACAGCGACAGCAGGACCUCACCUGUAACCCCACCUGAAAUCACCGACCUCAGGGGGGAGGGGGACUCGCUGCCCGUCCCCUCACUGCCAUGGUGAUGUCGCAGGGCACCUACACCUUCCUGGCCUGUUUCGCCGGCUUCUGGUUGGUCUGGGCGUUCAUCGUCAUGCUGUGCUGCUUCUGCAGCUUCCUGCAGCGCCGGCUGAAGCGCCGCCGCGAGGAGCGGCUCAGGGAGCAGUGUCUGCGGACGGUAGAGAUGGAGCCGCUCGGCUGUCAACCAGCAGGAUACCUGCCUCCUCCUCCUCCGCCGCCGCCGCCGCCACCUCCGCAGCUGCCCAGGGAGCCGCCGCAGUUCUGCCCUCCUCGCACCCUGUCGCCGCCACUUCCUGUGCUGGUUCCUCAUCCCAUGCCGCAAGCAACCUGGGUCAGCAUGCCAGAUGCAGAUGUAUUUGGGAAGCCGCCCUGCUAUGAGGAGGCCGUCCUGAUGGAGGAUCCUCCUCCGCCCUACAGCGAGGUCUUGGCCGACCCACGGGGGGGCACCUACCUGAAGCCUGCCCCGCUCCGAGCAGCGCCGCCGCCCCUCAGGGAACACCAGGACCCUGCUCCGGUGUUCACGUCCGAGACCAGCAAGCUUCCUGCGGCGACGGUGUUCCCCGAUCGGGGUUACUCCUCCCUGAUACGCCUGCCCUCGUCCCAGCGCUGGGACUCCCUGGGUCACCUCCUGUCCAACAUGGACCUGCACCACAACAACUUCACCCCGCCGGGGGGCCGCUCCCUGCAGGCUGCCGCGGCGAUGGCUACCAUGCCGCGGCGGGAGGCCAGGACUCACCAUGAUGGACUUGGGCUCAGGGGUGGAAUACAGGGACUCCAAGGGGGGAUACAAGGACUCCAAGGGGAGAUACAGGGAUUCCAUGGAGGGUUACCGGGGCUUCAGGGGGUGCAUGGACUGAGGGGACUGGAGCCCAGCUGUGGCCUGCCAACGGCCUUCCCCCUGCUGGGUCGGAGCACCGCUGUCUAGGCGCGGAUGCCGACUAACCAACCAAUAAGUUGACGAGCCUUUUAAGCGGGAGAUCUUUAAAGACAGACUUCCUGUCUGUGCGCCUCCUUUCAUGCUCAGUGUUUACACGCUAGCGCCGGUAGAAGUAGAGAUUUAAUUCCCUAGAGGAGCUGAAAGAGGGUGAAAGUGGCGUCAAAGGCGUCACAAGUUCAAUUCCCCCGUGCGGCUCUGUGGGCGAAAGGGGAGCCACUUACUCUUGCUGGGAUUGUGGCUCUCAGCUAAAAGAGGAAAUUACACACGGUUUCAAAGCGGUGUUGUUGAGUCAGUGAGGUAUCGUGGUGUCAUAUCAGAGUUAAUUGAGUCGAGGCAGCGGAGGAGGAGAGGGAAAAAAAAAAACUGGGAAGGUAGAGGACGAGCAACAAACGAGCAACAGCUGCUUCUAUCUCCAUCUUUGCCUCCCCUCGCUCUCUCGUUCUCUUCAUUCCUCCUCUCCUCUCUCUGCGCCGGAGCAACCUAUUGUACCAGUCUCUUGUUGCCAUGGCUCCCGGGAGCUGUCUGUUGCCCACGACGACCUCUCCUCUUUUAUCUGCUCUGAUUUUUUUUUGAAGACUGUGUUUGCAGCUUGCCUCUUCACAGGGACUGCGAGUAUUGACACGUACAAAAGAACACGUGGUGACCGCCGACCGCCGACCGCCGCGUUCCUGACAUCAGACCCGGAGGCCUGUUUUUUUUUUCUGACGGGCAAAAACAGCUGUAAUGGUAGAGUACGACGAGCCUGCCAGGAUUUCAUUUGGUUAACACGCUGCUUUGUCAUUUUCAGUGUCGUCUUUAACUGUCGUAGUUUGGCCUCGGCCUGGAGCUUCUGGGUGAUCGCAGGACGGCGUUAGCCGGAUCAUCCAUGUCAUCAUCAUCAUCAUCAUCAUCAUCCAAAAACCUGACUUUUUUUUCACGUACAAAUUUAAUAUCAUUCUUUUAAGCUUUGUGACAAAAGCCUUUUUCUCUUGUGAAAUAAAAACAUCUUCACCUGCAAAGUUUCUGCCAAUAAUUUAUGGAGUUAAAAAAAAAAAAAGGCAAAAUAAAACAAAUAAAACUUU